UUAAAUAAUAUUUAUUCUUAGGGUGAUAUUGAUCAUAUGAAUUGUGAAUAAUUCCAAGAAAUUCCAAUAGAAUUGCGAAUUGUUUAUUUUUUAAUGUUUCGAUUUGUGAAAAUCUGAUCAGAAAACGAAAAUGGCUAUUUUUCCGCAAAGGAGAUGGCGCGUGGGGUUGACGCUGGUCAAAACACCAUCAUUUGAGUCUUCUUUGCCUGAAACAAAGUUUUUAUCUAAACAACCUUUGCUUCAUGAGAAAUUAAAGGCUUCGAGUUUCCGCAUAGCCUCCUUAAAAAUCGGAGAUUGGCGUAGGGUUUCGGUUCACGACGGACAUUUGGUCGCCAAAUUGUACUACGCCAAGCAGCAACUAAUAUGGGAGAUUCUCGAGGGCCCGUUGAAGCGGAAGAUGCAAAUACAGUGGAACGAUAUUACCUCUAUUCAUGCCGUCAUGCAUCCGAAUCAGCCCGGGAUUUUGAAAAUCGAGUUGGAUAAGCCGCCUUUGUUCUUCAAUGAAACGAAUCCUCAGGCGAGAAAGCAUACCAUUUGGCUACCGGGGGAUGAUUUCACCGGCGGUAAUGCCACUACUUGGAGGACACAUAGUGUGUGUUUUCCACCGGGAGUACUUGAGAUACACUACGAAAAGCUCUUACAGUGUCAUAAGAAGCUCGUUGAUUUGAGUCGAAAACCGUUCCCAAGCCAUGAUAGUCCUAUUUUCAGAUCAGAAGACUUGCAGUGCUUUGCAAUUUCAAGAUCGCAUUUCAAUCGCAACGAGUUUCAGCCGCAGGCGCACUAUACUUAUCCUGCACCACAUCCGCAGGCGCACUAUACUUAUCCCGCACCACCAAGCGGAGGACCUCCUCAUAUUUGCCCAAAUCUAGCUGCAACUGCUAACCUCCAAUGCACAAACACGGGAGCAAGAAACCAUGAAUUGGACGACGAGAUAGCUCCCCUAACGGAAGAGCAACUGCAAAUCAUGUCUGCGUUCUUGAAUCCCGACAGCAACGACAAUCACGGUCGUAAUAUUAUUAAUCAGUCGCAAAUGAUUGAUUACUGUACGGAUGGUUUCGACAGUCUCGUUCCACAAUCUUCCAACCGGCUGUCUCGCAGUGACGACAUUGCAACGGCACUUGCGAAGCUGGACAGCUUUGUCAAAUUUAUGUCUGGCUCGUCCGAUAAUCACGCUUACGCAGAUGGAGCUCCAUUUCAGAAUCAACAACACCCGUUGCCCGACAAUGAUCUGACGCGUAUCGUAAAUUACCAUCUCUACCAAAAUCAGCGCGUCUUUACGAAUAGCGCAGCUCUAGUUCCAUAUUCUCGUUUCUUGCCCGGCGGUAAUAAUAAUAGUAAUCAGACUGCUUACGGAGCUUCGUUUCAGAACCAACAUCCGAUGCUCGACAAUGAUCUGACGACGCCUCUUAUUAAUCAUCAUCUCUACGGAAAUCAAGACGUCAUUUCGGAUAAUCCGAUGGCUCAUGAAAAUCAUCAACACGUCAUUUCGGAUAAUCCGAUGGCUCAUGAAAAUCAUCAACACGUCUUUUCGGAUAAUCAGAUGGCUCAUGAAAAUCAUCAACACGUCAUUUCGGAUAAUCCGAUGGCUCAUGAAAAUCAUCAACACGUCUUUUCGGAUAAUCCGAUGACUCAUGAAAAUCAUCAACACGUCUUUUCGGAUAAUCCGAUGGCUCAUGUAAAUCAUCAACACGUCAUUUCGGAUAAUCCGAUGGCUCAUGAAAAUCAUCAACACGUCUUUUCGGAUAAUCCGAUGACUCAUGAAAAUCAUCAACACGUCUUUUCGGAUAAUCCGAUGGCUCAUGUAAAUCAUCAACACGUCAUUUCGGAUAAUCCGAUGGCUCAUGAAAAUCAUCAACACGUCUUUUCGGAUAAUCUGAUGGCUCAUGUAAAUCAUCAAGACGUCGUUCUGGAUAAUGAUCUGACUGCUGCUGUAGAUCGUCUUUUGUACGACGACGACGGAAAUUUGUUCCCUUAUUAUCUCGAUUUCAGCCCUGGAAAUCUGUAAGUAAGAUCCAAAUACGCCGGUGCAUGGAAAUCGUUAUCCUCUACUCAAAAGUGUUUAUGAAAAUAGAUUUCCAAUAUAUAUAUAUUAUAUAUAGUGAUGACUACUUGUUUUUAGCUUUUAGUUUGAUGUUUUUUUUAUAUUGCAUAGACCAUUGAUAAUUUGUUAUGGUUUAUUCUUCCAUUGACUGAAUGUUUUACGAUUCCUAAUUAAUAAUUGAAUUCUCAUAAUAUUUCUUGGAAUAAUUAAUGUUUUUUGAUCUAGAUUAAUUCUUUUGGGUGGGGCGGGGAUUUCGAAAAUUUGGCGGUGGAGGGUCAGGUGUCUGGGAGGAGACGGGUGGUGGAAGGAAAU
This is a messenger RNA of Erythranthe guttata (spotted monkey flower), 2353 nucleotides long. RefSeq lists its product as uncharacterized. The record is from RefSeq and is a predicted model, not a curated record. Lineage: Eukaryota; Viridiplantae; Streptophyta; Magnoliopsida; Lamiales; Phrymaceae.